Spea bombifrons (plains spadefoot toad) is the source of this 4666-nucleotide messenger RNA. It is a transcript of the gene ZNF827, whose product is annotated as zinc finger protein 827. Gene Ontology annotation, cellular component: nucleus. Lineage: Eukaryota; Metazoa; Chordata; Amphibia; Anura; Pelobatidae. Gene Ontology annotation, biological process: regulation of gene expression. The record is from RefSeq and is a predicted model, not a curated record. The transcript is spliced from 14 exons. The coding region runs from base 413 to 4384 and encodes 1323 amino acids.
GUGCUCUACCGCCGCCACUGCUGCCCUUUGAUCCUUGCAUUAGUGUUAGGGGCUCGAAGACACACAGGGAGCAGCCAUAGACACGGCGGCAGCGGCAGCAGCCCAGCUCAUCACCAUGAUGUAGCCCUUCCAUGCACAACACACACGUAUAGAUCUGAUCCUUUCCCCAUUGAAGAAUAUUUAUUACGGCUGGGGGAGGGAGGUGAAAGGGAGGACAAGCCAGGUGCAACGACCGAGCUCCCUGACUCCAGGAACCAACAAGCGCUGCACUCAUCACCGUGCACAUAGUCCGCUGUCAUCUGGCUUCGGAUCACCCGGCGAAGAGGAGAAUGUGAUCGGCUUGGGAAGGGACCCCCACCUCCUCCUCCCCCCAGAUCUCUUUAUAUGUUAAAAGGAGAGGACAGGGGAGAAAAUGCCCAGGAGGAAGCAGGAGCAGCCCAAGCGCCUGCCUUCACAUGGAAGUAGGCAAGAAGAGGUGGAAGGAGAGGCCAGUGAAGAAGAAAACUGGUUUGGAACAAAUUCAGAAACUCCAUCUGAAGCUUCUUAUGGAGAUGUUCAAGAUACUUUUAAGUUGUCCCCUGACCACAGAGGGCAAGAAUCUCCAACUUCCCCUGACACUUCUCUUGGAAGUGCAACUCCAAGCUUGAACACAGAUCUGGGGAUUCUUGAGAAUGAACUAUUCAAGGAUUCUCCUCAUUGUAAGGAGCACUUGUCAACUUCUAUGUCCUCACUGGAUGAGGAUGAGCAUGUUGGCACAAAUAAGCCAUUAAGCAGUAAUCUUCGACGUCUCUUAGAGGCAGGGACUGCGCAACUGGUAACGGAUGCUGCUACAAAUGGUCGGGAAGAGUCUCCACUUAAUGCUCCCUCAAGUCUUCAGUUUUCUCCUUCUUCCCAUCAUGCAAAGCAGUUGAGUGUACUUGCCAAGAAGCUGGCUGAAAAGCAAGAACAGAAUGAUCAAUAUGGAGGAAUAUCAACUAACCGGUUUAUUUGGAACCAGGAUCAAUGGUUGCAGAAUUCAGCUAACACCUGUGGCUUGUCACCUGACUCCGCCAUCCUCAAACUAAAAGCGGCUGCUAAUGCUGUUUUACAAGACCAAUCCCAGCUGAGGUCAGAAGAAACAUUGAGGUUUGAAUCGUUUACUUCACCCUUCAGUUCACAAUCAGCCAGUUCAACCUUAGCAGCUCUGUCAAAGAAGGUUAGUGAAAGAGGCAUGAGCUCUGGUCAGGAACGUCUUUCCCCAGCUGGACCGUUUCUGUCUCUUGCUUCCAUGACCUCCUCUGCUGCCCUCCUUAAGGAAGUGGCAGCUCGAGCCGCAGGCAGUAUGCUGGCUGAGAAAAAAAAGCCCCACAUUUCGGAGGAUCCUUUGCCACCACCUCCUGAAGAGAAGCAAGAAAAGGGAACACCAACACAGUCGUUGGAACUCUUAUUACUUCCUUCACCCAAAGGAAGAUCUUCAAAAACGGGAAUCCAAGCUCCAGAAGAAGAAGGAGGGAAACCUUUUCAGUGUCCCAUUUGUGGACUGGUAAUAAAAAGGAAGAGCUACUGGAAAAGGCACAUGGUGAUUCACACAGGUUUAAAAAGCCAUCAAUGUCCGCUAUGUCCAUUUCGCUGUGCCCGCAAGGACAAUCUUAAAUCGCACAUGAAGGUCCACCAGCACCAGGACAGAGGAGAGACCUUUCAGUGUCAACUUUGCCCUUUCACCUCUUCCCGUCAUUUUAGCCUGAAACUGCAUAUGCGCUGCCAUCAGCAUUUCUUGCGAUCAGAGGCCAAGGUGAAGCAGGAACCUAGCGAUAUGGAUGUUAAAGAACCCAGUUUUAAUAAUUCUUUGGGAAGCCGGGAUGAGAAGAACAUUUCACCUGCACAUGGAACGCUAAUUCCAGAGAACUUGAACCAGAUUAACUCUGUACCUGUUUGUUCACUACCUAUCAAAGAGGAACCUAAGGAUGAGGACUGUCCCUCUGUGAUCCCGUUUGCCGAUAGGCCUAACAGAAACAGCAGCAUGAAGCUAAAAGACCCUUUGGAUUUUGUUACUUGCCCUUCAUCCCUUUUCAGCCAAGAUAUCUCUGUGAAGAUGGCAUCCGAUUUUCUUAUGAAGUUAUCAGCUGCAAACCAGAAGGAGCCCCUGACCCUUUCCGUUAAAGUAAAAGAAGAACCUAAUGAUGAAGAAGCCACCAGCUACCUGUCCCCACAGUGUGGAUACUCUUUUAAUCAGGAAUCGGAGACAAAAGUCUCCAACACCACCGAUGGAGACAGCAAAUCAAAGGCAGUUCAGCCAAAUCCACUAACACAGGAUAUUUCAGUCAAGGCAGCAUCCGAGCUUCUAAUGAAACUUUCAGCUGAAAGUUGUAAGGAUGCGCAGACUGUUAAGAUUAAAGAAGAACCCAUGGAGGUUGACAUCCCUGACUCUUCCAUCUCCCCCAGACAAAACAUUGGUUACAGCACUUUAUUAAGGCAAGAAAAAAAUGAGCACUUGAUGAAGAUGCCGGAGUGUAGAGUUAUUCCCGAGGGGAACCUGUUCAGCCAAGACAUAUCUGUCAAGAUGGCUUCAGAACUUCUCUUUAAAUUAUCAGAAAAAGUAAGCAAAGAACACAAUCACAACAAGUCAAAUAUCAUUCGAACAACUAGCCCCUUUUUUUCAGAAGAAAAAUUUAGACAAUCACCGUUCACCUCUAACUCGAAAGACCUCCCAAAAGUGGAAGCUGCUUCUCAAGGAAGGACCAUGCUGCAAGAUUCUGAAGCUCUUGGACUGGAUGCGAGUGCCGGGCUAGCAGCUUGGAAACUGAACGAGCAGCUCUUUCCUUGCGAUGUUUGUGGGAAAGUGUUCGGUCGUCAGCAGACCUUAUCUCGGCAUCUCUUGCUGCACACAGAAGAAAGAAAAUACAAAUGCCACUUGUGCCCCUAUGCUGCAAAGUGCCGUGCUAACUUGAAUCAACACCUAACAGUCCAUGCGGUGAAACUGGUCAGUACGGACACCGAAGAUAUUGUCAGUGCGGUUAUUGCAGAUACCAGCGACAAAAAGAAGAGCCUCUAUUAUUACAGCUGCCAUGUCUGCGGAUUUGAGACUGAGCUGAAUGUCCACUUUGUGAGUCACAUGUCCCUCCAUGUGGACAAGGAACAAUGGAUGUAUUCCAUCUGCUGCAGUGCCUGCGACUUUGUCACCAUGGAGGAAUCUGACAUGAGAACUCACCUCCACACCAAGCACUCAGGAGAUGACCGGAAGACCCCCAGUGAAUCGAUAAGCCCCUCUUCUUCCUCAUUAUCCGCACUUAGUGACUCCACCAACAGCAAAGAAGAUUCAGACACCCCUCUGAGAAACCAGACUUCAAACAACUUGUUGGUCAUUUCUUUAGUGCCUGGAGCCCAGUCCUAUGUCAGCACUGAAGAGAAGCCUGAGAAAGGUUUUGAGUGUGUUUUCUGCAAUUUUGUCUGCAAAACAAAAACAAUGUUUGAAAGACACCUGCAGAUCCACCUAAUCACACGGAUGUACGAGUGUGAUGUGUGCCAUAAGUUCAUGAAGACACCGGAGCAGCUGGUAGAACAUAAGAAAUGCCACACAGUCCCUACCGGUGGGCUCAAGUGCCCGUUCUGCAUUUACUCCACAAACCGUCCUGCAGCCAUGGAGUGUCACUUGAAGACGCACUACAAGAUGGAGUACAAGUGUCGAAUCUGCAAGGUGGUAAAGGCGAACCAGCUGGAGCUGGAAGUACACAUCCGCGAGCAUCGGCUCGGGAACCAUUACAAAUGCGACCAGUGCGGCUACCUCUCAAAGACGGCUAACAAGCUGAUUGAGCAUGUGCGUGUCCACACAGGAGAGCGCCCUUUUCACUGUGACCAGUGCAGCUAUAGCUGCAAGCGCAAAGACAAUCUGAAUUUGCACAAGAAACUCAAGCACUCGCCACGCCAGACCUUCAGCUGCGAAGAGUGUCUGUUUAAGACCACACACCCCUUUGUGUUCAGCCGUCAUGUCAAGAAGCACCAAAAUGGUGAAUUCUUGGAAGAGGAGAAGAAAGCCCAGGCUUCAAACCUGAAGGAGAUUACCCCAUUACUCACCGUUAAUGACUCUAGGAGCCUGUUGUCCCCACUCUCGGUCAUGUCUGCCUCGCAGGCUCUACAAACAGUGGCCAUGUCUGCUGCUCAAAGCAGUGGCGUGGAGACACAUUUAGCACUUAAAGCCUUUACAGUAAACGGUAUCUCACCAUGCUUUGAUAGAUACCAGAACUCCGAGUUUGCUCAUCUCAUUCCCUUAACAAUGCUUUUCCCUCAGAAUCAUUGUGACGUCACAUUCCAUCCACCCAGACCUCAGACGGCACCCCCCGGUGUCAGUACACCGAAGCACUCCUUCCUUGCUUACCUUGGACUAAUAGAAAGGGCAGAGACUGUUUGAGGACACCCUUUACCUUAUCCCAGAAACCCAGCAGGUAUACGUUGCUGCAAAAUAUAGGUUUGAAAGGUAUGAAAUGUGUACUGUAUAUCAUUAGCAAGAUUAGUUAAUGGGCUGUGUGUGUAUACCUAAAACAUUUACAUAAAAAGCUGCUUAAUUAAGUCUUGAGAGAGGUAACCUACUGCAUACUUCUACAUAUCACGAGUCUACAUAUAUGCCUCAACCUAAAUCCAAUGCUUCUGAUGGAAGUCCACCACUGUCUGCACCUAUAAAAUUGAAUGUUCU